UAUCGUGAGCUGCAAAUAGUAUAGCUAUUAUAUCAGUAAAAUAAAAUAUCCAAUAGUUGUUUCAUGCGGUAGACGCAGGUGAGAGCGGGAUUAUGAAACGCGCUCUUUUAGACUUUUAGACAUCAACAAACUAGCGCACAUGUUCAGCUUUUGUGCGUGAAUUCACAUGUCACAAUUGCAGUCAUGUCAGAGUUAAUGCCAAAUGUUGAUAUUGGAGAAGUCGAACGCGAUCAUACAUUCCUUGGUUUUGUGCGAUCCCUUCCGGAGAAACCGAACACCACAUUUAGGUUCUUCGACAGGAAUGAUUAUUACACUGUUCAUGAAUCUGAUGCGGAGUAUGUGUGCCGUGAGGUGUUCAAGACUAUGUCGGUGCUCAAAUAUCUUGGGUCAGGAGAGAACAAGGUUGGAUCAGUAUGUCUUAGCAAAGGGAACUUUGAGCCUCUUCUUGCUGACCUUUUACUGGUGAAGCGCUACAGGGUUGAGAUAUACCGCAACACCUCGUCCAAAGGAAAUUCUUGGACCCUCGCUGUCAAGGCAUCACCAGGUGACUUGACACAAGUUGAGGAUCUUCUCUUCACCGGUGCUGCCACUCUCUCCGAAACCAGAGGUGUAUUAGCUGUUAGCGUUAAAAAUGAUGGGAAACAACAGAUAGUGGGGAUUGCUCAUGGAGAUGCUAUUCUCCAGAAGUUGACUGUCGCAGAAUUUGUCGAUGACGAGCACUUCUCAAACUUAAGUGUUACCCUCAUACACCUAUGUCCACAAGAGUGUCUUGUGUCUGUGACAGACUGCAGAAAGAACACUAAACUGAAGACCAUUAUUGAACGGUCCAACAUACUUCUCACAGAGUGCAAAGCAUCCGAUUUUAGCUGCAGCGACAUUAACAGUGACCUGAGUCGUCUCCUGAAGCCAAGUUCAAUUCCCAGUGGACAAGUUAGCAUGUUGCCUCAGAUAGACAUGAAGGCAGCCAUGGAGGCGGUUGUUGCAGUUGCACAUUAUCUAGAUCUCCUCUCAAAAAGUGAAAACUUUGGUCAGUUUGAGCUGUCAACGUUUGACUUCAGUGAGUACGUUCGGCUUGACUCAUCUGCUGUGCAGGCAUUGGGCAUCAUCCCAACAACAGAAGAUCCGAGAGCAGAUGGCAGUUUGCUUUCACUGCUGAACAGGUGCCGGACACCUGGUGGACAGAGGUUACUAUCUCAGUGGAUAAAGCAGCCGCUGAUGGACGUCACGAAGAUGGAGGAACGACUGGAUGUUGUAGAAGUCAUGGUCCACGAUGCAGAAGUACGGCAUUGCUUGUAUGAUGAUUUCCUGCGGCGUUUCUCUGACCUCGCAAGGUUGGCAAAACGGUUACUUCGGCAGAAAGUUUCACUUCAGGACCUUUAUAAGAUGUACCAAAUGCUGCAAGUCAUUCCUAAAGUAUCAUCCACCUUGCAAAAGGCAGUAGGAAAAAGGAGAGGAUUCAUUUUACAGGAGCUUUUUGUAGUACCACUUAAGGAACUGGAGUCCGAUUUUACGAAGUACGUAGAAAUGAUAGAAACUACACUUGACCUUGAGAUGGUUGAGAACGGAGAGUUCAUGGUUAAGCCAGAUUUUGAUGAUAACCUUCAAGCUUUACGACGUGAACUUGACUCUGUCGAGAAGAAACUUAACGGACAGUUGAAGAGGGUAGCUCGAGACCUAGGGCUUGAAGAACACAAGACAGUAAAACUUGAAUCAAGCAAAGACCUCGGGUACUACUACCGGAUCACGAGGAAGGAGGAGAAAGUUCUGCGAGGAAAAUCCACGUAUAGCAUCAUUGACACGAAACAAAACGGAGUGCGGUUUCGAAGUCCGGACAUGCAUUCAGUCAAUGACACAUAUUUGUCCACCAAGAAGUCCUACGAUGAAGCCCAAGAAGGCAUUGUGAAGAUGAUGGUUGAAAUCGCAGCUGGGUACUCUGACCCAAUGCAGUCACUUGCCAAUGUGAUAUCGCACGUUGAUGCCCUUGUAGGACUAGCCAUGGCAGCUGUAGAUGCACCCAAAUCCUAUGUGAGGCCAAAGAUCCUUCCAAAGGGUUCCGGGAUAAUUAAACUUGCUGGUUUACGUCACCCUUGUGUGGAAGCUCAAGACAGCGUGAUGUUCAUUCCAAAUGACAUUGAGAUGAAGAAAGGAUCAAGCUCCUGCUAUAUUAUUACCGGUCCAAAUAUGGGUGGAAAGUCUACGUACAUUCGUUCCGUCGCGUUGGCCGUGCUGAUGGCUCAGAUUGGGAGCUUUGUACCCUGCGAUGCUGCAGAGAUAUCUGUGGUGGAUGCAGUGCUCACACGGAUUGGAGCUGGCGAUCAACAACUGAAAGGUGUUUCCACAUUCAUGGCGGAGAUGCUGGAGUCUGCUGCUAUUCUUAGGACCGCUACCGAGGACUCUCUGGUGGUGAUUGACGAACUAGGAAGAGGAACUUCAACAUAUGAUGGAUUUGGCCUUGCAUGGGCCAUAUCAGAGCACCUGGUGACGUCCGUAAAUGCGUAUUGUCUCUUUGCCACCCAUUUCCACGAACUUACAGCGCUUGCUGAUGAAGUUCCAUGCGUGCGCAAUGUCCAUGUCUUGGCAGACAUCACAGAGGAAAAGUUUACGCUGCUGUACAAAGUGAAGCCAGGUGUCUGCAACAAGAGCUUUGGAAUAGAAGUUGCUCAGUUGGCUCAAUUUCCAGAACACGUCAUUAAGGAUGCCAGAGAGAAGCUUGCGGAGUUCGAGGGCACAGAUGCUAUGGACGUUGAUGAUGGACCUGCGUGAACAUGAGUAAAUGCGAUGGAACCAGCUGUGCUACCUCAUAAUAGUUGUUGUAUAUUGUACCUGCUGUAACAUGUUCAGUGUAUGUGAAUGAAAGUUGGAAUCUCUC
Ornithodoros turicata is the source of this 2869-nucleotide messenger RNA. It is a transcript of the gene spel1, whose product is annotated as DNA mismatch repair protein Msh2-like. Gene Ontology annotation, molecular function: mismatched DNA binding; ATP binding; ATP-dependent DNA damage sensor activity. The record is from RefSeq and is a predicted model, not a curated record. Gene Ontology annotation, biological process: mismatch repair; mitotic recombination. Lineage: Eukaryota; Metazoa; Arthropoda; Arachnida; Ixodida; Argasidae. Gene Ontology annotation, cellular component: MutSalpha complex; nucleus. Bases 184 to 2763 code for a protein of 859 amino acids. The transcript is spliced from 26 exons.